Messenger RNA from Quercus robur (English oak), 2043 nucleotides. Its product is annotated as ethylene-responsive transcription factor RAP2-7-like. NCBI's taxonomy places the organism in Eukaryota, Viridiplantae, Streptophyta, Magnoliopsida, Fagales, Fagaceae. The record is from RefSeq and is a predicted model, not a curated record. Gene Ontology annotation, biological process: regulation of DNA-templated transcription. The transcript has 9 exons. Bases 470 to 1897 code for a protein of 475 amino acids. Gene Ontology annotation, molecular function: DNA-binding transcription factor activity; DNA binding.
CCAAGUGUAACCAUGCUCUACCUACAAUGUUAACACGUCCCCAUCUCUUUCUUUUAAGUUGCUCAGCCAGUUUCUUGUGCUUCACAAACCUCUGAUCAUCUAUUAUUGCCUAUCUCAUCAGUUUCUUCUUUUCCAUUAUUCUUCUUCUUCUUCUCUCUCUCUCUCUUCGCCUUUGCAGGACUUUUCUUUCUGAUCCAUUUGUCCUUAUAGAACCUCAAGACUGCCGUUUUUUUUUUUUUCAACACCUUACGAUCACAUCUCUCUCUGUCUCCUACCAUUACACAUAAGAAGCUAGCUCAAGCAACCUUCCCAGUCUUCAUUCAAAGAGAUUUCCUUUUUUGGCUAAUAUUUCUUGAAGAAAAUUCAGCUAUGCAAAUGGGGUUUCCGUGUCAAACACACAAUACUAAGUAAAAAACAAAAAGACCCAUUUUUUUCUUCAAAGAUCAACACUCAACAGCCUAAAAAAACCAUGUUGGAUCUCAAUGUUGAUAUCCUUUCAAACAAUUCAGUUUGUGAUGAAAAAGAAACGGUAAUGGAGUUGGUGAAGCUCCCAGAAGACUCUGGCACCUCCACCUCCUCCAUCGUCAAUGCUGAAGAAGCUCCAACCAAUGCCGGAGAUGAGGACUCUUCCAACAACUCCUCCUCUGAGUUCAUGUUUGACAUCUUGAAGAGAAAAGAAAAAUACUGUGUCCACAACACCGACGAGGUCAAACAAAAAACCCCAAGUUCAGAACUUGUUACAAGGACACUUUUUCCGGUCACCGGAGUAAGAGAAUCCAGGGAAUCAGAGUUCAUCUUAGGAUCAUCAUCUUCUUCGUUGUCGUCGACAAAGACUCAAUGGUUGAACUUGUCGUUUGCUGACUCUGGAAGAGGUCAGCCUGAGCUGAGAAUUACGCAGCAGAAGCAACAGCAAGCCAGGAAAAGUAGACGGGGACCGAGGUCCCGGAGCUCUCAGUACCGGGGCGUAACGUUUUACCGGAGAACCGGGCGAUGGGAAUCACAUAUAUGGGAUUGUGGAAAGCAAGUAUAUUUAGGUGGAUUUGACACUGCUCAUGCUGCGGCUAGAGCAUAUGAUCGAGCUGCAAUUAAGUUCCGGGGGAUUGAUGCUGAUAUCAAUUUUAGUGUAAACGAUUAUGAGGAUGAUAUGAAACAGACCAGGAAUAUGACUAAGGAAGAAUUUAUUCAUACUCUUCGUCGUCAAAGCACUGGAUUCGCACGAGGGAGCUCAAAAUACAGAGGUGUAACCCUGCACAAAUGUGGUCGAUGGGAAGCUCGAAUGGGACAAUUCCUUGGGAAGAAGGCCUAUGACAUGGCAGCCAUCAAGUGCAACGGAAGGGAAGCAGUGACCAACUUUGAACCAAGCACCUAUGAAGGGGAGAUCAUUGUAGAUGGCAAUACUCAAGGAAAUGGCCACAAUCUUGAUCUAAGCCUUGGGAUAUCUAAUGGUUCAAAGGGCAAGGACAAUGUGGGGGAUUGUCUUUCUUGUUGCAAUAGAGAGAGAUUAAUGGUUGAUAACUCUGCUUCUGCACCACUGGGUGGCCAACCCGUUCAUAGUCUGACAAUGGCAUCAAAGCACCUUCCCAUAUGGUCUGGCAUAUGUCCUGGUUACUUACAAAGUUAUGAGGGAAUGGCCACAGAGAAGACAGUCGAAGCUGUUUCUUCGCAACAAUUAUCCAGCUGGGGAUGGCAAAUACAAGGCAAUGGCAUUGUUGCCCCGGUGCCUUUAUUCUCUAUUGCAGCAUCAUCAGGAUUCUCCUCUUCUACGACUACUGCUCCAUCAGCUACCUUCCCAUCUAACCCCCAGAACAAUUGCGUCCAGAAUCCCUUGCUUCCUUUACCCACCACAUCCACAUCAAAUACCAACAUUUCUAACUACUUCACUUAUAGGAGGAGCUGAAACCAAGAUGUAAUCACUUGUCUUUAUGCCUUUAGAAGGUUAGGUAAGCAAGACAAAUUAGCCAAUUAUAGUAGUCUGUACUAUGUACAGGUGUGUAUCUUUAUAAUAUAAAGCAUAUAUUGCCUGUCGUAAAAGGCUUUUUUCAA